UAAUGUUAUCAUAUAUUAUUUCUUUCUAAAUUAAAUACAUACAUACUUAUGCGCAUGUGAUAUUACAAAUAUGUGACGCCUUUGAUCAUCCGAUAUUACGUCAUCAUUUCCCCCCUCUUUCAUAAGUGGCGGUCAUUUUGUUGUGAAACUCCUUUCUACGUAGAUAACGCACACACGGAUACUUCUCACUUUAUUACCUGAGGAUUCAUAGUGCUGUUAUUCGGUCCUGGUUGUGUAUUGAAGCGCGUGCAGUGUGCAGAAUAUCCACGACAAGUGUCGUGGCGAGUGUCUGCUGGGUCAGCUGUUAAAUAGAUUUAUAUGGGCCAAAGAUUGAAAUAGUAGAAAAUGUCUAGAAAACGUGCUAGAGAAGAAACUAUGUUGAAUUCUACAUCACAUUCGAAUACCCAAAAUGGGGAAGAUGCAUCUUGUUCUACAGAAGACUCACAAAUUUAUCCUUCUAUUUGUAAGGAAGCUCCAUUCAGUGAUGAACCUGAAGCACUUGUUGAAAGGAAUGCAUGUGAUUAUAAUAUUCGUAUAACAUUGAAAAUGGCAAAAAGUGGUAAAGCCCCUAGGAAAGUCAGGGUAUACGCAGAUGGUAUUUAUGAUCUCUUUCAUCAAGGACAUGCACGACAACUCUUACAAGCAAAAAACAUUUUUCCUAAUGUAUAUCUGAUUGUUGGAGUUUGUAAUGAUCAACUUACUCAUAGCAAAAAAGGUAGAACAGUCAUGACUGAUGAUGAAAGGUAUGAUGCAGUGCGACAUUGUCGAUAUGUAGAUGAAGUAGUUAAAGAUGCUCCAUGGGAAUUGGACGAUGAAUUUCUUACAAAACAUAAGAUUGAUUUUGUUGCACAUGAUGACAUACCUUAUAUGACGGAUGAUAGUACAGAUGUAUACGCUGCAUUGAAAGCAAAAGGUAUGUUUGUAGCUACACAAAGAACAGAAGGAGUAUCCACAUCAGAUAUUGUAGCCAGAAUAGUUAGGGAUUACGAUAUUUAUGUAAGAAGAAAUCUUGCACGAGGUUACAGUGCCAAAGAACUUAAUGUUUCUUUUCUCAAUGAAAAGAAAUUUCGGUUGCAAAAUAAAUUUGACGAUUUGAAAGAUAAGGGUAAACGUGUAAUGGAGAACAUUGGUGAAAAACGUAUGGAUAUGAUCAGCAAAUGGGAAGAAAAAUCUCGAGAUUUUAUUGAUGCUUUUCUAUUGCUAUUUGGCAGGGAGGGCAGAUUGUCGACAAUUUGGAAUGAAAGUAAAGGUCGUCUGAUGCAAGCACUAUCUCCUCCUGCAAGUCCAAAAAGGGAUGGUAGUCCAAAUAGCAGUAAUAGCAGCAAUAAUGAUGAAGAUCAAACAAGUCCACCACCAAAAAAGACUGGCCGUUUUGAAUUCUCAAGAAGUAGUUACUACUUAAGUGAUGAUUAUAGUGAUGAUGAAGAGGAAAAUUUACGCUCCAAAUGAUAAUACAUUUUUUCACAUUAGUUUUUUUGACCAAAAAAUAAUGUGUAACCUCUUCAAAAAUGUUUAGAGACAUUUUCAUACAGUCGAGUGAACUACUGAUAUGAAUUACAAUGCUAUGCUUCAUAGGCUUUGUAUAGCAUCAUUUCAUACUGUUCACGGCAUAAAACUUCCUGUUACGGCGUAGAAACAUUUAAUCCAAUUAUGGAUUAUAAUAUAAAGAUUAGAAUAUGUAUUAUGAUUAUACAUUACUAUGAUUACAUUAUUCAGAAAUCAUAAAUUAUUUAAAACUUCUGUUGCAACUGUUUCGAAAAAUGUUUAUUACUGUAACUUGCAUUCUUAACUCUAAGUUCCUAUGUUUAAAACAAUUUUAUUAUGUAUUUUAAAUUUAAUACUUUAUCACGGAGUAAAAUAAUGUAUUCUUUUAUACUGCAAAACUAUGUUAAUUCAAAUAUCUGGUUAACAAUUUUUAGUAAUUUUCAAUUAUUUCAUUAUUAAUUUUAUAACAUUUUUUUACAAAUUACAUUGCUAUUAAUUAC
Nomia melanderi (Alkali bee) is the source of this 1985-nucleotide messenger RNA. Its product is annotated as putative choline-phosphate cytidylyltransferase. Gene Ontology annotation, biological process: CDP-choline pathway. Lineage: Eukaryota; Metazoa; Arthropoda; Insecta; Hymenoptera; Halictidae. The record is from RefSeq and is a predicted model, not a curated record. Gene Ontology annotation, molecular function: choline-phosphate cytidylyltransferase activity; phosphatidylcholine binding.